Molecule: messenger RNA, 1884 nt
Organism: Cornus florida
Lineage: Eukaryota; Viridiplantae; Streptophyta; Magnoliopsida; Cornales; Cornaceae
Product: polyadenylate-binding protein RBP47-like
Exons: 6
Coding region: 345-1643 (432 amino acids)
Cellular component (GO): cytosol
Molecular function (GO): mRNA binding
Source: RefSeq, a predicted model, not a curated record
GCUGAAAGAAGAAACUGGCGGCCGAGCCAGACCAAAACGGUAGUACUAUAUCCAAAUACACAAUCAACGGCUAAUAUAAAAAUCACCGUUCAAUCUGACGGCUCAAACCAAAACCGCGUCAUAGUAGUACUUCGCAUGAAUCCUUCGUCCUGAACGAAAAUCUUCUCUACAUCCCAAACUCAACUCCAGUCUAACGUUUCUCUCUCUGGGACUCAGAUUCACUACAUACAGACACAUAUAUAUACAGAGAUAUAUAUAUUUAUAUAUAAACACGCCAAUUUGUGGUGUCUCUGUGCUCUAUCAUCUCGUAUUUUAGAGAGAGAAAGAGGUAAAGAGAAAUAAAGAUGCAAUCGAAUAACGCCUCUGAUCCACAACCGCCACAGAACCAACAGCCGCAUGCGGCAGCGGCGGCUGGGCCACCUCCACCGCAGCAGCAGCAGCAGCAGUGGGUGGCGAUGCAGUAUCCGGCGGCGGCGAUGGUAAUGCAGCACCAGAUGAUGCCGCCGCCACAUUACCCUCCGCACUACAUGCCGUACCACCAGCAUCACCUCCACCAUCAAUAUCAAGCUCAGCAAUAUCAACCGCAACAAGGAUCUAACGGCGAGAAUAAGACGAUCUGGGUCGGCGACCUCCAUAAUUGGAUGGACGAGGAUUACCUACACAACUGCUUCGCUUCCACCGGCGAGCUUACUUCCAUAAAGGUUAUUCGUAAUAAACAGACUGGUUUGUCGGAGGGCUAUGGAUUUGUGGAAUUCUAUUCACAUGGUGCAGCUGAGAAAGUUCUACAGAACUACACUGGCUGCAUGAUGCCUAAUACAGAACAACCUUUCCGUCUGAACUGGGCUACAUUUAGCAUGGGUGAUAAGCGUUCCAAUAACGGUUCUGAUCUUUCCAUAUUUGUAGGAGAUUUAGCUUCAGAUGUUACUGAUAGCUUAUUGCAUGAAACUUUUGCUAGUAAAUAUCCAUCUGUUAAAGCUGCUAAAGUUGUAAUUGAUGUCAACACCGGUCGUUCAAAAGGUUAUGGUUUUGUAAGGUUUGGUGACGAGAAUGAGAGAUCACAGGCCAUGACUGAAAUGAAUGGUGUGUACUGUUCAAUCAGGCCCAUGCGUAUUGGUGCCGCAACACCGAGGAAAUCAUCUGGAUUCCAACAGCAAUAUUCUUCUCCAGUUUUGAUAGGUGGGUAUGUGCCAAAUGGUGCCUCGGCCCAGGGCCCCCAAUCUGACGGAGAUUCUACAAAUACAACAAUAUUUGUUGGAGGGCUUGACCCUAACGUCACCGAUGAGGAUCUCAGGCAGCCUUUCUCCCAGUAUGGUGAGAUAGUUUCUGUAAAAAUUCCAGUUGGUAAAGGAUGUGGGUUCGUGCAAUUUGCUAACAGAAAUCAUGCUGAGUCGGCACUGCAGAAACUGAAUGGUACAGUGAUUGGCAAGCAAACAGUUCGGCUUUCUUGGGGACGAAAUCCAGCAAAUAAACAGUUGAGAGGUGAUUUUAGCAACCAGUGGAAUGGCGCAUAUUACGGAGGACAAAUUUAUGAUGGUUAUGGAUAUGCUCUGCCACCACCUCACGACCCAGGCAUGUACACUGCAGCAGCAGCGGCGUAUGGGGCUUAUCCCACGUACGGCACCCACCAACAACAAGUAAGCUGAAUGGCUGUCUGUCCACAAGAACAUAUUUAGUUCGAGUGACAAGACAUCCUUAGCAGAAUAGAAUGAGCUUAAGCGCUUCAUUUGUCUGUAGCUUGGUUGGUUGUAGAAUUUUCGUGAUCCCCGCGGAACUGAAUUUUGACUACAUGAGGUAGCUUUUUCUAGGAAUUUUAUUGAACAUUUGUUAAAAAGUUCGGGAUUUAGCAUGAAACUUCUUAAUGGGAAUAAAUUAAUUUGCUUAAAA